Messenger RNA from Phascolarctos cinereus (koala), 7601 nucleotides. It is a transcript of the gene ATP11B, whose product is annotated as ATPase phospholipid transporting 11B (putative). Gene Ontology annotation, cellular component: endoplasmic reticulum; plasma membrane; recycling endosome. Gene Ontology annotation, biological process: phospholipid translocation. Gene Ontology annotation, molecular function: ATP hydrolysis activity; magnesium ion binding; ATP binding. NCBI's taxonomy places the organism in Eukaryota, Metazoa, Chordata, Mammalia, Diprotodontia, Phascolarctidae. The record is from RefSeq and is a predicted model, not a curated record.
GCCGGGGCCGCGCCUGCCGCACCUCGGGCCGGCCGCAGGAGCCCUGGAGCGCCGCGGGCGCGGGGCGUAGAGGUGGCCGCGGCAGAGCUCGGACCUGCGGCUGAGGCGGCAGCCGCAGCGCUCCUCGUCCUCGGCUCGGUCCUCCUCGGGCGGCCUGGGCCCGCGACCCCUCCUUGGCCUUGCCUGGGCCUCCGUCGCCGCGUUCCCUCCAUCCCCCCGCGAGCCCGAGGCGGGCACGGCCGCGGCAUGUGGCGCUGGGUCCGGCAGCAGCUGGGUUUUGACCCACCACAUCAGAGUGACACAAGAACAAUUUAUAUAGCAAACAGAUUUCCUCAGAAUGGCCUUUAUACUCCUCAAAAAUUUAUAGAUAACCGAAUCAUAUCAUCUAAGUAUACAGUGUGGAAUUUUGUUCCAAAAAAUUUAUUUGAACAAUUCAGAAGAGUAGCAAACUUUUACUUUCUUAUUAUCUUUUUGGUCCAGCUUAUGAUUGAUACUCCUACGAGUCCUGUUACCAGUGGACUUCCGUUAUUCUUUGUGAUAACUGUAACUGCCAUAAAGCAGGGAUAUGAAGACUGGUUACGACACAAAUCAGAUAAUGAAGUAAAUGGAGCACCUGUUUAUGUCGUUCGAAGUGGUGGCCUUGUGAAAACGAGAUCAAAAAACAUCCGGGUAGGGGAUAUUGUCAGAAUUGCCAAAGAUGAGAUUUUUCCUGCUGAUUUGGUGCUUCUGUCUUCAGACAGAGGGGAUGGUUCAUGCCAUGUUACUACUGCUAGCCUGGAUGGAGAAACUAACCUCAAGACACAUGUGGCAGUUCCAGAAACAGCAGUGUUGCAAACUGUUGCCAAGUUGGACACACUCAUAGCUGUGAUAGAAUGUCAGCAACCAGAAGCAGACUUAUACAGAUUCAUUGGAAGAAUGAUACUGAAUCAACAAAUGGAAGAAAUUGUAAGACCUCUUGGGCCAGAAAGUCUCUUGCUUCGUGGAGCCAGAUUAAAGAACACAAAAGAAAUUUUUGGUGUUGCAAUAUAUACAGGAAUGGAAACUAAGAUGGCUUUAAAUUAUAAGAGCAAGUCACAGAAGCGAUCAGCAGUAGAGAAGUCAAUGAAUACCUUUUUGAUAAUAUAUCUCAUAAUCCUUAUUUCUGAAGCCAUCAUCAGUACGAUCUUGAAAUAUACGUGGCAAACAGAAGAAAAAUGGGAUGAACCUUGGUAUAACCAAAAAACAGAGCAUCAGCGAAAUAGCAGUAAGAUUCUGAGGUUUAUUUCUGAUUUCCUUGCUUUUUUGGUGCUCUACAAUUUUAUCAUUCCAAUUUCACUUUAUGUGACAGUCGAGAUGCAGAAAUUCCUUGGCUCAUUUUUUAUUGGCUGGGAUCUUGAUCUGUAUCAUGAAGAAACGGAUCAGAAAGCACAAGUCAAUACUUCAGAUCUGAAUGAAGAGCUGGGACAGGUGGAAUAUGUGUUUACAGAUAAAACUGGAACUCUGACUGAAAAUGAGAUGCAGUUUCGAGAAUGUUCCAUUAAUGGCAUAAAAUACCAAGAAAUCAGUGGCAGACUGGUACCAGAGGGACCAACACCAGAAUCUUCAGAAGGUUUAGCAUACCUUAGAAGCUUAGCCCAUCUCAGCACCUCAACCCAUCUUGCAAUCAGUUCUGAAAAUGAAACUGAACUGAUCAAAGAACAAGAUCUCUUCUUUAAAGCAGUUGGUCUCUGUCAUACAGUGCAGAUCAGUAGUGGCCAAUCCGAGGGACUUGGGGAUGGCCCUUGGCACCCCAGUGCCGCAUCCUCACAGUUGGAGUACUAUGCUGCUUCCCCAGAUGAAAAGGCCUUAGUUGAGGCUGCUGCAAGAAUUGGUGUCGUGUUUAUGGGCAGUACUGAAGAAACUAUGGAAAUUAAAACCCUUGGAAAACUUGAAAGGUACAAAUUGCUUCAUGUUCUGGAAUUUGAUUCCGAUCGUAGGCGAAUGAGUGUGAUUGUACAGUCUCCUUCAGGUGAGAAACUUUUGUUUUCUAAAGGAGCAGAGUCUUCAAUUCUUCCUAACUGUAUUGGUGGUGAAGUAGAAAAAACAAGAAUUCAUGUAGAUGAAUUUGCUUUGAAAGGGCUAAGAACUCUGUGUGUAGCAUAUAGACAGUUCACGCCUGAAGAGUUUGAGGAAGUGGACAGACGACUUUUUGCUGCCAGAACUGCCUUGCAGCAGCGAGAAGAGAAGUUAGCAGAGACAUUCCAUUUCAUAGAGAGAGAGCUGUUGUUACUCGGGGCGACGGGUGUAGAAGACAGGCUUCAAGAUAAAGUGAGAGAAACCAUUGAAGCCUUGCGCGUGGCGGGCAUCAAAAUCUGGGUACUUACUGGAGACAAACAUGAAACCGCCAUCAGUGUGAGUUUAUCAUGUGGACAUUUUCAUAGAACCAUGAACAUCCUUGAGCUGGUCAACCAGAAAUCAGACAGCGAGUGUGCGGAGCAACUGAGGCGACUCGCCAGAAGAAUCGCUGAAGACCAUGUGAUCCAGCAUGGGCUGGUGGUAGACGGGAGCAGCCUUUCUCUGGCCCUGAGGGAGCACGAGAAGAUAUUCAUGGAUGUGUGUAAAAGCUGCUGCGCUGUCCUCUGUUGCCGCAUGGCCCCACUGCAGAAGGCAAAAGUAAUAAGACUGAUCAAAAUCUCACAAGAAAAACCUAUAACAUUGGCUGUUGGUGAUGGUGCUAAUGAUGUAAGCAUGAUACAAGAAGCGCAUGUUGGCAUAGGAAUUAUGGGAAAAGAAGGAAGACAGGCCGCACGAAACAGUGACUAUGCAAUUGCAAGAUUUAAAUUCCUCUCCAAAUUGCUUUUUGUCCAUGGCCAUUUUUAUUAUAUUAGAAUAGCAACCCUUGUACAAUACUUUUUUUAUAAGAAUGUGUGUUUUAUCACACCGCAAUUUUUAUAUCAGUUCUAUUGCUUGUUUUCACAACAAACACUAUAUGACAGCGUUUACCUGACUUUAUACAAUAUUUGUUUCACUUCUUUACCUAUUCUGAUAUAUAGUCUUUUGGAACAGCAUGUACAUCCUCACGUCUUACAGAGCAAACCUACUCUAUAUCGGGACAUAAGUAAAAAUAGUCACUUGAGCAUUAAAAAAUUUCUUUAUUGGACAAUCCUGGGUUUUAGUCAUGCCUUCAUUUUCUUUUUUGGAUGCUAUUUUCUAAUAUGGGAAGACGUAUCUCUACUUGGAAAUGGUCAGAUGUUUGGAAAUUGGACAUUUGGUACGUUAGUCUUCACAGUAAUGGUUAUUACAGUCACAGUAAAGAUGGCUUUGGAGACUCACUUCUGGACCUGGAUAAAUCAUGUUGUUACCUGGGGAUCCAUUGUAUUUUAUUUUGCAUUCUCUUUGUUUUAUGGAGGAAUUUUCUGGCCAUUUCUGGAUACAUACUUUGUAUUCGUUCAACUUCUGUCAAGCGGCUCGGCCUGGUUUGCCGUAAUCCUUAUAGUGGUGACUUGCCUGUUUCUCGACGUUGUGAAGAAAGCGUUUGAACGACAGCUACGUCCAACGAGCACUGAGAAGGCCCAGCUUACUGAAACAAAUCCCGGGGUCAAGUGCUUGGACUCCAUAUGCUGUUUCUCAGAGGGGCAAGCAGCGUGUGCAUCUUUUGGAAGGAUGCUGGACCGAGUGAUGGGGAGCUGUAGCCCGGCCCAGGUUAACAGAUCAUGGAGCCCAUCGGACCCCUUCUGUACCAACGACAGGAGCAUCCUGACCCUCUCCACAAUGGACUCAUCUGCUUGUUAAAGGAACAGUAGCAUUGGGGCAGCCAUGUCAGUCUUUUCCCGAAAGUUCAGUGGGAUUCUUCGGUUAGUGACCAUUAGUUCAGCCAAACUUCUUCCUGAAACCAAUGGAAUAGGGCACACUUACUCAAGUUCAAGAGUAAAGAAAAAAUCCACUUGAGAAGUACAUUCCUUCCAUUUAUGGUUUUUCCUUAUUCCAACCCCAAACAAAUUAACUCCUGUACAUAAAUUGGAAAUAGUCUCAUCCUAGUUUAAGUUGCUGCCUCACAGGUUCAUUGGAAUCCUGAGAAUCAGACAGAAUUUAGUUUUGUCAACAAGGUGGAAAAGGGAGAGAGAGCUCCUGUUUACAUGUUAAAAUAUCCAGUAAUUAGCUAGGGCCCGCUGCUGUUUAAAGCUGCUUCUGUAAAUUGUGCUGAAAAGUUUGCCUUAAAAACUCUAUUUUUUUAUUCUAUAUUUUUUACUCUAUUGAAGCUUCAUGGCUGAAGUUUUAGCUGCAUUUGUGUAAAGGUCGCCCCUCUUCUCCCCGUACCCCAUGUUAUGGCUUUAUUGAUUUUUCGUAAAGUUCACGGGACAGGGUUUUUAAGGAAAGAAAACCAGUCCAUUCUGUUUGCUUGCCUCUGUGCAGAUAGUACAUAUGUACCCACACAACCUCUUAUAAACUGGUAGCAACAGAACCAGGAAAGUUCAUGUCUGAGUUAUAAACUCUAAGACCAGAGAGGUAGAAUUCUUGUUCAGUGAAAACAGAAACCAGAACUAUAUCUUUAAUUUCAUUUUUAACCAUUUACUAGGGAGCUUUUAUGACAGAAUAUGAAGAAAAGUACCAUUUCAUUAGCAUAGGCAUUAUUUUAUAACUUUAUCAUUGAUGGAUUUUUUGCAUGUUUUAAUCCAGUUAAUGUAUUUCAAUUUGGUCUUGCUGUAUUUUAAGAACUUAAGCCUUCUCUCUACCCUUCAUUAAUCUAAAGACUAUUGGAUCAUCCAUUUUGUGACAGUGGUGUACAUACAGAUGUAUGAAAUAAAAGAACACAAAUAAGUUUGGACAGUAUUAUAAAUACUUUUAGAUACUUUUCAUAACAUAGAUUCAAGUAUUGUGAGCGAGGGCAUCUACACUUGAGUGUGGCUGGGCUUCUUGAGGAGAGGCUUUGCCAUGGCCAACUUGAGUUUGCCCUCACCUUUUACGUGAGCCAGCCCUCCAGCAUGAAGCCUGUCCUUGGGGCUCAUGUCCAUCCCUCUGGAGAUGGUUCCUCUGGGAAAACUCCUUCACAAGGGCCACUUUCUUGACUCCACUAUACUGCCACCAGAUUCGACAAGCUGCAUGAAGAAAUAAAAUUCGGCCAUUGUUUUUUAAAUAAAUAUUCAGUCUUGGCUUUGUUUCCCCCACAAAUGAUACAGUAUCUGAGAUACUACAGUAGACAUUAAAUGAACUCUGUUGAGUGAUAAGAAUGCUAGAUUUUUCUGGAUCAAAGGUAGCAACUGGAAGUUGAGGCAAAGUUAAUUUGGUUUUUGUGACUCUAGUUAACUUACUCAGCUUCAAUCCUCAAAAGUGAUUUUUAGUCCAGAUGUCCCAAGGUUGUAAUUGGUUUUAAUCAAUAUGAUUGAUUGUGGCUUAAUUUCUUUGAAAUGAAUUCCUAUUUUCAAGAUGUGAAAGUAUUCACCGUCUUAUGAAGAUUAGGGAAAAACCCAACCUUAAGCAUGUAACACUCACCCCUACGUAUAUGACUGUGUUAGCCCAGUAAUGAGCCUGUCCAAAAAUCUAAUUUCAGAAUCUCAAUUCCUUUCCUGUAUUUGAGCCAAUAAGCAGUUUUCAUUUAUGUGAGGCUACAGAGAUUUGGAGGUAGGGAGUACAAACAAGAAUUUUAUGUCCUGGUGAAAUUUUGUGUUUCAGUUAAUAAGAAUAUUGCAUUCUGAAUUUUACCUUAACUUUUAAAAAUUUUCCUAUCAAAUCUCCAGGUGUACUGGACCUCUUUUAGAAGAAGAAUAUUAUUCUGAAAAUGGGGUCGUAGGAAGGCCAGACAAUAUACAAACAGAAAUUUGAGCCCAUUUCCCAAAGGAGGUGAGGCACCUUUAAUAAGGUAGAGUUUGCUUUUUUAUCAAGUAAAAUCUGACCUAACAAAAGGACGUGCAAGAGAUUCACUGCAUCUGCCUUGGAGUGGAAGGAAGGCUGCCACCCUGAGACAGUAGGAGUCUCUGCCUCUGUAACUGGGCCACAAGCCAUCAGAACGGGCUCCCUGCAGUGAUGUCCUAAGUUCAUUUGAUGUUCAUAGUUGAAAUGAAAAAACAGGAUUUUAUGGAUUCACUUUUUGAAACAUAAGUUUUAUGAAGCAAAUCUUGGUGUCAACCAGUGGACUAUUUAUUACUUUGUAAAAUAACAUUAAGAUCUUUUUGUUGUUGUUCCAUGUGUUUUUUAAAAAGCCUACCCAUAUACUAAAGCUAGAUUAAAUUGAAAAUAAAAAGUUUUAAAAUUUAGGAUACUAUAGUAUGAUCGUCUGCUGAGCAUGAAAUGACGUGACUUACCUUUAGAAAAAUCUGUUUUCUAGUACCGAAAUUUCUAGUACAGAACUUAACAUGACCAGGAUAAUUUAUGGAAAUAUUUCCAUGAGCUCUAUCUAUAUUGUGUACUCUUUUGAAAACAGGGUACAACAAGUAACCCACGUGUUUCUGCCAACAAAAUAAAAUACAGUAUCCAUCUCUAACUUCAUCUUUUUACUUAGAAUUAGCUUUACAGUGAUGGCCUACCCGUUGUUGUUUUCCCAUCAGCUAGUGAACAAGUCAGUUUGCUGCACUUUAUGAAAGAGUCCCAGCAACUGCUUUUAGGUGCAGAAUAUGGCCUUAGCUCCAAUGGGGGCAGGGCGAGAAAUGAAAUUUGGGCCAAAAAAAGCAGAUAGCCUCCCCAAAGUUCCCCUUCUGGAAAUGAAGAGGUUAAGACUCGAUGCCCUCGCUUUCCCUCUUGUAGCUACCCAAGCCUCUGGAGCUCACCAGGGCGCCUUACUAUGUAUUAUGUAGGAAGGCUAAGCUCAAACUCACUUGCCACGGCUACAGUGACCAUACACCCUACCAUGAAUGCAUCAGAGCUCAUGCUGUUUCUGGCAGAGAAUAUAGUCAAAGUCACCAAGCAUCGCUACAAAAUAAUUUUACAAGUUCCUCCCUCUUUGCAGAGAUGAGGAAUACCAUUUAGAAUGUCAAAAGACCAUUAAUGUGCUGGGAAGUUUGGCUGUUACUAAAUUUUUUUUUCUUUUUAAAAAUCAGUGUUAGGAAAAGUUCCUUAAGUUGGAGAGGGAUAUAUUGGGAAUUAAGUGAUAGAAAGACAAGAUAAUUGAUUUAAAAAAAUAAUAAAACUCCAAUUUCAGCUGGAGAUGCUUUUCCCUAAAGCUUAGGAUAUACUUGUUAAUGAAUAUUCAAGCAGCCAAGGACAAAGUGAGUGAGGAUCAGUUUUCGGAAUAAGGCAUCCAUGAAACAGACACCAAAGAGAUUUGAACCAUGUUUAAUUUUGGUCCCAUUUGUACAUAUUUUAUUUACAUCUUGAAAUGAGGUGACCCUCUAUUUUCAUAAGAAAAAAAACAGAGUAUGGUUUUAUUUUGAGAAAACUUGAAGGAUAAUCCUAUAAAAAUGAUAUCUAAAUGACAUGUUUAUUAUAAUGAUGAAUGUUUGCUUUUAAGGGGCAUUAGCAGCUGGACGUUGUAGCAAUACGUAGUUCAAAUGUUGGACCUCAGACACUGUGGUUAUGUAAUGAAAUCCUUUUUAAAAUUUUCUGAACAUUGUCAGUUAAUGCAACUUGCUUAUUGUACAGCUGUCAGUAAAUGUUUUUUAGAAGUUUGCCAGAUUAUAUUUAUUGAAUAAAACUUUCCCAUUUAGCUAAAA